AUGGAUCAACAACAAGGCCAGCAGGGCCCCAUGGGUCCCGCCGGCCGCCGUCUGCACAUUGCGCAUCGCCGCAGUCCCUCAGAGCUGACGCCACUGAUGAUGGAACAACUAGCCAUUGCACAGCAGAUUGAGGUCCUCCAGCAGCAACAGCAGCAGAUCGCCGCAACACACCAGCAAUAUGUCAACAUGGGUAUGAUUCAGCCACAGCAGCAGCUGGGCAACUUUCAGAUGCAGGGCCAAAUGCCCAACGUCUCUCCUCAAGUCAACAACUACCAAUUCGCCCAGCAGAUGCCCCAGCAGCAACAGCAUCUUGCUGUCCCAAUGAACGCUCCCGCCCAGCCCUCCGCCCACCGCCGCAACCAGUCCGCCCUUCCCAAUGUUGGUCUGGGUCCCCCACCUGCACCCUCUUCCGGAGCCUCUGGAUUUGGCGAUUUUGGUGCACAACAGGGUGGUCAGGGUAGAGAGAAUGUAAACCCUCGUGGCCGCGGCGGUGGCGGUGCUGGUGGCUCUGGUCACACCCGUCGCCACUCACUCGCUCUCGCAGAUGCCAAGAAGGCUGCUGAGCAAGCCGAAUCGAAGCGGAAGACUUCGGGCUUCCAGUUCCCCAUCCCAGGCUCAAAUGAGGGCAGCUCCAACCGUGAUGCAAGCCCUGGCGCACCUGGUGCUGCCAACGACACUCCUUCCGGCCGAGGUGGACGAGGCGCCCACGGCCGUAGCCAGAGCAUGGCUGUCGGACGUGGUGGUGGAGGCGCUGGUCGAGGUGGUCCAUCUUUCUCAUUCCCAGCUACAAGUGAGAACCCUACCAACCAGGCUACUCAGCAGGGCGAGUUCCAACGCCGUGGCAGCCAGGGUCAUGGCCGCAGCCAAUCACGCAACUUUGAGGGCAACUGGAGACAGCCCCAGAACAACAACCAGCAGCAGUCUACUCAAGACAACCAGUCCCAGAACAUGGGUAACUUCAACAUGAACCAAACCGCCAAUGCCGCUCCUUUCCAGCCCGGUCACCGCAGUCGUGGAUCGGUCAACCAAUCCCUUGGUGGUCUUGGCAACUUCCAGUAUGCUGGCCAGCCACAGAUGCAGAUGCAGUCACCUCAGGCCCAGCUCCUGCUGCAACAGCAGAUGUUCGGUCAGCCAUUGAACCCUAUGCAGAUUGCUCACUUGCAGGCCCUUCAGGCUGCUCAGAUGCAAGGUGGCCUCGGCGGCAGCCAGCAUGCUCCGCAGAUGAACAUGCAGCAACAGCAACAGCAGCAACGCAAGACACUAUUCACUCCUUACCUUCCCCAGGCAACCCUGCCUGCCCUUCUCGGCGACGGCCAACUCGUUGCCGGUAUCCUCCGCGUCAACAAGAAGAAUCGCAGCGAUGCCUAUGUGACGACUACUGACCUGGAUGCUGACAUUUUCAUCUGUGGUAGUAAAGACAGGAACCGAGCUCUCGAAGGAGAUCUCGUUGCUGUUGAACUUCUUGACGUUGACGAAGUGUGGGGACAGAAACGCGAAAAAGAAGAGAAGAAGAAGCGCAAGGACAACGCCGACCCUCGCGGUGCUAGUAUUGCCGUUAACGAUGCCACCACACAACCUGAAACUGGCUCUGAGGGUGGUAUUCGUCGACGUGGCAGUCUUCGCCAGCGACCAACACAGAAGAAGAAUGACGAUGUUGAAGUCGAGGGACAAAGCUUGCUCCUCAUGGAGGAGGAGGAAAUCAAUGAUGAGCUCAAGCCUCUGUAUGCAGGCCACAUUGUUGCUGUCAUCGAGCGUGUCGCAGGACAAAUGUUCUCUGGUUCUCUCGGACUUCUACGUCCUAGCAGCCAAGCUACAAAGGAAAAGCAGGAAGCCGAGCGCCAAGCUCGUGAAGGCAACACUGGCCGAACUCAACCAGAGCGCCAGGAUAAACCCAAGAUUGUCUGGUUCAAGCCUACAGACAAGCGUGUACCCUUGAUUGCUAUUCCCACUGAACAAGCACCACGGGACUUUGUCGAGAAACACCAGGAAUAUGCCGACCGCAUUUUCGUGGCAUGCAUUAAGCGAUGGCCCAUUACAUCGCUGCAUCCCUUUGGUACCCUUGUUGAGCAGCUUGGUGUCAUGGGUGACCUUAAGGUGGAAACCGAUGCCCUCCUGCGCGACAACAACUUUGGCCCAGACGACUUCUCUGACGCCGUCAUCAAGAACGUUGGCUUCGAGGACUGGUCGGUCGCCAAUGACGGCGAAGAGGCAUUGAAGAACCGCCGCGACUUCAGGGGUGAGGAGACAUUCACCAUCGACCCCAACGGCAGCAAGGAGCUCGAUGAUGCCAUUCACUUCAAGUACCUCGACGACGGCCGCGUCGAGAUUGGUGUUCACGUGACGGAUAUUGCCCACUUUAUCAAGGCCAACUCACUUGUUGACCGUGAGGCCAAGAAGCGCGGAACCGCCGUGUACCUCAUGAACCGCACAGUCAACAUGCUACCUCCUAAGCUAUCCAAUGAUAUCUGCUGCCUCAACCCAGGUGAGGAGCGCUACACGGUCAGUGUUGUCUUCAAGGCCGAUCCGGCUUCUGGCAAGGUCUUUGAGGAUGAGACUUGGAUUGGCAAGUCUGUGAUCAAGAGCUCUGGAAAGCUGUCGUAUGACGAGGUCGACUCCGUUAUCAGCGGAAACGACGAUUCAGUCUCGGCAGCCCGUGCUAAGGACAUCAAGAUGCUGCAUCACAUCUCGCAAAAGUUCCGCCAGACUCGCUUUGGCGAUCGCGUUUCCGAUGUCAAGGCUCUGCGCCUCAUGUACCAAUUGGACGACGAGAACGUUCCUGUUGAGCAAAACAUUUUCGACUCUUCUUCUGCGCACGAAUGCAUUGAAGAGCUCAGCCAUCUCGUCAACGCCACCGUUGCGAAGAAGCUUGCGGCAGGUCUGCCAGAAAAGGCUCUCCUGCGCCGUCAAGCACCUCCCAACCCCCGCCGAUUGAUGACAAUUGCGGAGCGCAUGGGUGCCAUUGGAUACGAGCUCAACACCGAGAGCAGCGGCUCUCUCCAGAAUAGCUUGUUCGAGGUUGAGGAUGACGAUCUCCGAAAGGGUAUGGAGACUUUGGUCAUCAAGUCAAUGCCCCGUGCCAAGUACUUCAUUGCGGGCAAGCUGCCUGAGGAACAGUAUCCGCACUACGCCCUCAACCUUCCCAGGUACACUCACUUCACCAACCCAUCCCGCCGCUAUGCCGAUAUUGUUGUGCACCGCCAGUUGGAGGCUGUCCUGUCAAACGGCGCCAUCGAGUUCACCGAAGACAUUGAGGCUCUCGCCAAGACUGCUGAGAUGUGCAACACCAAGAAGGACUCGGCUCACUCUGCCCAAGAGCAGAGCGUUCACAUUGAGGCCUGCCGCAAGAUGGACAAGGUCAGGCAGGAGAGUGGUGGUGAUCUCAUCGCGGAAGGUAUCGUCCUCUGCGUGUACGAGUCUGCUUUCGACGUGCUCAUUCCCGAGUGGGGCUUCGAGAAGCGCGUCCACUGUGACCAGCUUCCUCUCAAGAAGGCCGAGUUCGACAAGAACAAGCGUCUGCUUGAGCUCUACUGGGAGAAGGGUGUCCCAUCAUCCAACUACAUCCCAGAGGACGAGCGACCCAAGCAUGGCUCACUCCGUUCGGCCAAUGCUGCCGCAGCUGCGCGUGAAGCUGAGGCAGCGAAGCAGCGUGCGAGGGAACAAGAAGAGGCUCAGCGUAGGCAGAUGGACACCGGCACCAUGUCGACUAACGAGGAGGCUGCGCUGUUUGACGACGAUGAUGACGAUGAUGAUGCCAACGACCUCAACUCGAACAUGGCUGGUGUGUCGCUGAACCCCGACCGCCCAACUCAGAGUAUGCCCCCAUCGCCCACCAGGCGCGAUCUUCCUGGCGCUCCUCACCGCGUCAACUCGGAUUCGAAGAUUGCCCAAAGUGCCGGCGAGGCUGCGGAGAACAAGUUGACCAACAAGGAGAAGUAUCUGAGCUGGUUCACCUUGCGCGAGGAGAACGGCGACUACAUCCAGGAUGUACGGGAGAUGACGAGGGUUCCAGUUAUUCUUAAGACGGAUCUGACCAAGAGUCCUCCUUGCUUGACCAUCCGAUCCCUGAACCCAUAUGCCCUCUAG
Messenger RNA from Bipolaris zeicola 26-R-13, 4083 nucleotides. RefSeq lists its product as uncharacterized. The record is from RefSeq and is a predicted model, not a curated record. Gene Ontology annotation, cellular component: P-body; exosome (RNase complex). Bases 1 to 4083 code for a protein of 1360 amino acids. The transcript is spliced from 4 exons. Gene Ontology annotation, biological process: mRNA catabolic process. NCBI's taxonomy places the organism in Eukaryota, Fungi, Ascomycota, Dothideomycetes, Pleosporales, Pleosporaceae. Gene Ontology annotation, molecular function: 3'-5'-RNA exonuclease activity; RNA binding.